ACUAUUUUCAAAAAACAUUUUCUAGCAAUUAUUUCAUGAUUCAGGCAAUUGUUAUAGUGCCACCUAGUGGUAGCAGUAAAAGUUGUCUGGGACCAACAACCACGACAUGUUAAAAGUGACUUAUAAGUCAACUUUUUCUCGGUUAUGAUGCUCAGCUGAACAUCUUGACCACAUUUACAUGAUGAAAUGCACUGAGUUGUUGCUACUUAAGUACAUUUGUUUAAAAAUUAAAAAAAAAAAAAUCUGGCACACUUUAACUCAUGACUGCAUGAUGUCAUACAUUAUAUGGUUUUGGCCCUUUUAUCUCUUUGUAUGUGAUAGCCCUCGGUGAUUGAAACACUAUUAGGAUUGCCUUUCAUGUGUUACAAUUUAAGCUCAAAUUGCUUUAAUGUUUGAAGGCUCACAGUGGCAUGAAAUAAUAACUCCCCUCAAAUGUGUUAAAUUGAAAGUAACGAACCUGUUUUGAAAAUGUAAGAAAUUGAAAGUACAGAUAUUUGUUUAAAAGUGUAUCGAGUAAAAAUAAAAAGGCGUCAAAAAAAUACUCAAGUAAAGUACGGAAUACAAGAAUGAGGCGAUGUAAUGAAAUCUAUACCAUAGGAGCGUCUAUUAAAAAUCUCGGUCCACCUGGUGAGAAAGAAAUGGUCAUUAAGAGAUGAGAAAACAAUGACGUCCAGCCAAAACUAAAAUUGGAGCUUGGAUGGAGAGCGUUCACAUCUCAGGCUUGUCAAAGGUAGAAUAAAAGACCAAAAUAUAUCUAAGUUUAAUAUAUGUCAGCCUACCAGGCUAAAUUACCCAAAUUCUGAAUAUAUUUUAAGCAGUGCUGAAUAGAGGAACGAUUCUAAUUGUUCUGUUUUUGUGUUCUAGUUUUAAUUAUAUUCUGUGCAUAAUAGUCACACAGUGAUUUAUGGAGUUAAUUUGUUUGCUUGAGUUUUUCAACAUAAGUGAUGUUUUUAUGCUGAUGACUGCUUUGCACAGGCCAAAUUAAGCUGCAAGAAAUCCUAGUUAAAAAUCAAUAUCGAAAUACUUCAGCUCAGCAUAAAACCCCUAAAUGAUAGCAUAUGCUAAACAUGAAUGUAAACCCAGAGCUGUCUGGCUUUCCAAACAUUUUUAAAUAGGAGCUCUAUGCCAAGCUGUUGUAACUGAAGAUAAGACAUGUAAAAAGCAACGAAUGCAACAGCAACAAAGGUUUAUCUGGAUGCUUUCGGGCUUUCAUAUGAAACUGUUAGCAAAGAAGGCUGUUGCCUUUUUUCCCAAUUUCUAAAUCCUUACCUGUAAGUACACACACACACACGCACACACACUCAGAGAGAGAGCAUGGUCCAUUUAAAUGUAAGAGCAGUUUGUUUGUAUCCCGUGAGGUUUUUUUUCCUACUCAAACAUCACGUCUCCUUCAGUUCUGGUUUAUCUUCACAUGAAAAUGAACUCCAGCCUGUUUCUGUCAGCAGCUCUUGGUGAAAGCUGCUACUGCAGCUCUCAGCUGCCUCUAUACACCAUAAUUGAAGCCAUUUGUGGAUCAGGUGGAAUUCUGGGAUUUUGGCCUCACCUCAAAAUCCCAAAGCGUGUUAUUUUCUCUCUUUCUUUUCCCGGGCCAGUAGGACUCUUACAUCAGCCUUCGUUUCCCCUCGCUCUCUCUUUCCUUCUGCGCCUCUUCCUCUCCUCUCUCUCCUUUCCCCUCUCUUUGCUAUUCCAGAAAGAAGUCCUUCAGAGGCAGAGGUCACAAACUUGUGGUGCUGAAUGCAUCGGCGCACAACAGAUGUGGAAUAUUUCCCAAGAAAAACGGUUUGAGGAGAGAAGAAGUUCAAAACUUCCUUUCAGGCGUCCGUGAGAUGAGACUGAAGAUCAUGGAGGUUAAAUUGAUCGCCUUCGUUCUCCUGCAGGCUGUCACUGUGAGAUCUCAAGUCAACCCAGAAAUGUGCCGCUAUCCUCUUGGCAUGACCGGUGGGCAGAUUCAGGAUGAGGACAUCUCUGCUUCCAGCCACUGGUCUGAGUCCACCGCUGCAAGAUUUGGAAGACUUGACUUUGACAACGGAGACGGUGACGGGGCUUGGUGUCCUGACAUCAUGUCAGAGGCGGACGGCCUCAAAGAGUAUCUCCAGGUGGACCUGCGUUCGCUGCACUUCAUCACGCUCGUGGGCACCCAAGGUCGGCACGCCGACGGCAUGGGUAAUGAGUUUGCCCAGCGAUACAGGAUCAAGUACAGCCGCGACGGCAGCAGCUGGGUGGGCUGGCAUGACAGAAAGGGAAGGCAGAUCAUCGAAGGCAACAGUAAUGCAUACGAUGUGGUCCUGAAGGAUCUUGAGCCUCCCAUCAUUGCCCGUUUUGUCCGCUUUAUGCCCGUGACCGACCACUCCAUGAUCGUGUGUAUGAGAGUGGAGCUCUACGGCUGUGAAUGGCUCGAUGGCCUGAUGUCCUACAGCAUUCCAGACGGACACCAAAUGAUCUACAGAGGCCUGGAUGUCUUCUUCAAUGACUCUGUGUACGAUGGAGCAUCAGCUGAAAGCUCAACCAUAAAUCCUUCCUCAAGGCUGACGAAAGGGCUUGGCCAGCUGACCGAUGGCACCUGGGGUCUGGACGACUUUCUCCACAGCCACAGCUACAACUUUUGGCCUGGCUAUGACUAUGUAGGAUGGAACAACAGGAGCUUCCCCAGAGGUUACGUGGAGAUGAUCUUUGAGUUCGACCAUGUGCGAAACUUCUCGUCCAUGAAGGUUCACUGCAACAACAUGUUUAGCCGAGGGGUGAGGAUGUUCAGGCAGGUUACUUGUUACUUUCGGUCAGGAUCAGAGUGGGAGGCAGACCCGGUGACCUUCAGGCCUGCUGUUGAUCGUGUGAGCCAAAGCGCUCGUUUUAUCACGGUGCCCCUCGGGGACCGCACAGCCAGCACCAUUAAAUGCCGCUUCCACUUCAGUGACCUUUGGAUGCUGUUCAGUGAGGUGGCCUUCCAGUCAGGCUCAGCAGUGUACAAUACAUCAAUGGCUCCUCGCAAGCAUGGACACCCGACAAAAAUAUUACCAGGGGAUGAUCCUACACACAAAGUGGAUGACAGCAAUACAAGGAUCCUGAUUGGCUGCUUGGUGGCCAUUAUAGCCAUCCUAUUGGCCAUCAUUGUCAUUAUCCUGUGGCGACAGGUCUGGCAAAAGAUGCUGGAGAAGGCAUCUCGUCGCAUGCUGGAUGAUGAGCUCACGGCUCGUCUCGCCAUCCAGACACGGGCCUUCUCCUUCCACCACUCGUCUCUCUCCAGUGAGAGUGGCUCGACCUCCAACUCCACCUAUGAAAGAAUCUUCCCCCUCUGUGCCGACUACCAGGAGCCCUCGCGUCUCAUCCGGAAACUGCCCGAGUUUUCUCAGUCCACCGAACGCCUCGAAUCGAGUACCUCCUGCAGAGCCUUUGCAGCCGGAGGCUCAGAUGGUGCCCCCCACUAUGCUGAGGCAGAUAUCAUCAGUCUGCAGGAGUCUUCGGACAGCAGCACCUACUCCAUCACAGCUGUCAACAUGAAUUUCUUUGCUGGCACAGAUUCAUCCAUGAGGGAGUUCCCCAGACACAAGCUCACCUUCAAGGAGAAACUGGGAGAGGGCCAGUUUGGAGAAGUGCACUUGUGCGAGGCAGAGGGCAUGCAGGACUUUUUGGGUGAGGAUUUGUCCAUAGAGGGAAACAAUGAGUCCCCUCUGCUUGUUGCUGUUAAAACACUGCGGGAAGAUGCCAACAAGAACGCAAGGAAUGACUUCCUGAAGGAGAUCCGAAUCAUGUCUCGUCUGAGGGACCCCAACAUCGUCCGUCUGCUGGCAGUGUGUGUGGACACAGAUCCUCUGUGCAUGAUCACUGAGUACAUGGAAAAUGGUGACCUAAACCAGUUCCUCUGCAAUCUCAGACUAAAGGCCGCUGAUGAAGAUGAGAUCAAACAAGAGGAGACGGAGGGGAAGAGCAUGGUCAGUUACACCACACUGAUCGGCAUGGCAGUGCAGAUUGCAUCUGGUAUGAAGUAUUUGUCCUCUCUUAACUUUGUCCACCGUGAUCUGGCAACCCGCAACUGCCUGGUGGGUAAGAAAUACACCAUAAAGAUCGCUGAUUUCGGCAUGAGUCGGAACCUUUAUAGAGGGGACUACUACCGGAUCCAGGGCAGAGCUGUACUGCCCAUUCGCUGGAUGUCAUGGGAGAGCAUCCUACUAGGUAAGUUCACUAUGGCCAGUGACGUGUGGGCCUUCGGGGUGACUCUGUGGGAAAUUCUCACUCUGUGUAAGGAGCAGCCAUACUCCCAGCUCUCUGACGAGCAGGUCAUUGAAAACACAGGAGAGUUCUUCAGGGAACAGGGCAAACAGGUGUACCUGCCGAAGCCUCCCUGUUGUCCUGACAGAAUUUACAAGGAUCUCAUGCUAAGCUGCUGGAGGAGAAACGCCAAGCAGCGGCCGAGCUUUCAGGAGAUACACUCUCAGCUGUUAGAGAGCCUGGCGUAGCAGAGGAGAUGUAUCGUUCCACUGUGCUGUGCAGUGUCUCGGUUGCUUCCUUUGGCUUAGAUUCAUUUAUUUGGAGUCAGACCCAUAAAAUAUUCACUUUUUUGUCAAUGCCUGCUUCUCAAAAAUUUCGCUCUAAAUGAAGAGAUAUGUGAAGGUACAGACUACACUUAAAUAUAGCCUCCUAUUGUAGAUAUAAUGCAGAUAGUUCUAUUCACACAGUGCAUUCAGACCUCUGUGUAUUUAUUAUUUUCUUAUGAUUUGUUAUGCUGUCUAUUUAUGCAAUAACAUCCCCCUCCCUUUUCUUUUCCAUCAUAUAUCUAAUCCUAUUGCACAUUUAUUAUGUGAGCACUGUUUUGUGUUUUUGUCUUUUAUAUUUGAAUUUUGUCAUGAGGGAAAACGUUUUCCUGAUGAGAUUGUGCUUUCGUAUGCAGAAGCUGAUGUAGAUUUUUUAUAAACAUGUUAAUGUCCUUUUUCAGAAAUGAAUUUAUUGUACAUAGUGGGAAAAUAGCAAAGAUAAACGUUUUAACGGCUGUUGGACCAAGGAUACCUGUAAAUAAAGAAAAAAUGCUAUUAUUAUC
Molecule: messenger RNA, 5029 nt
Organism: Oreochromis niloticus (Nile tilapia)
Lineage: Eukaryota; Metazoa; Chordata; Actinopteri; Cichliformes; Cichlidae
Gene: ddr2b
Product: discoidin domain receptor tyrosine kinase 2b
Exons: 17
Coding region: 1827-4451 (874 amino acids)
Biological process (GO): positive regulation of kinase activity; positive regulation of phosphatidylinositol 3-kinase/protein kinase B signal transduction; cell surface receptor protein tyrosine kinase signaling pathway
Cellular component (GO): signaling receptor complex; plasma membrane
Molecular function (GO): ATP binding; protein tyrosine kinase collagen receptor activity; collagen binding
Source: RefSeq, a predicted model, not a curated record